Molecule: messenger RNA, 2423 nt
Organism: Scomber japonicus (chub mackerel)
Lineage: Eukaryota; Metazoa; Chordata; Actinopteri; Scombriformes; Scombridae
Gene: plbd1a
Product: phospholipase B domain containing 1a
Exons: 11
Coding region: 154-1776 (540 amino acids)
Biological process (GO): phospholipid catabolic process
Cellular component (GO): extracellular region
Molecular function (GO): glycerophospholipase activity
Source: RefSeq, a predicted model, not a curated record
CGCAGCCAAUCAGGAAACGCUCCGCUGCGCUGUCUUGGACUUUCCCUCCGUCGCAUAGCCUAUAUAACAACUGAUUUCCUCCUCGCCUUAAGCGCCGUUGGCUGAUCCCUGUCUCUGUUCUGCACUUAGUUUAGGUUUUACCUCCAACUAGCUAUGCUCCUAGUAGAGAGGCUGCCGCUGUAUGUCUUUGUUUUAUGCAAUGUGGCUGCGACCUUCGCCUCUCCCGACAAGAUGACAGCAGCCACAGUGUACUGGGACCCCCAGCAGAAGAGCGUCCUCGUGAAGGAGGGGGUGCUGGAGACAGCAGGGGAUGCAUAUGGUUACCUGAAUGAUACCCUGUCCAGUACAGGCUGGAGCAUCCUAGAGAUCCGUGCAGGGUACGGAAAGACCCCCGAGACUGAUGAGAUCACCUUCUUCCUGGCGGGCUACCUCGAAGGCUUCCUCUCUGCUCAGCAGAUGAUCAACCACUACGCCAACAUGUAUCCGCAGCUCAUCCAGGACCCAAAGAUCCUCGGCCCGGUUCAGAGUUUCAUGAAGAAGCAGGACUCAUGGACCAGAGAACAGGUGAAACUGAACAAGAGCUCCGACCCUCUGUGGAGACACGCGGGCUUCAUCGUGGCCCAGAUGGACGGAUUGCAAGCAGGAGUGGCAGACUGGGCCAAGAAGUACGGCAAAAAGCCGCUGUCCCUGUUUGACAUCCAGUUCCUAAAUGCAGUGGGAGACCUGCUGGAUCUGAUCCCAGCCUUGGUCCCUAGCUCCAACCCUCCGCUCAGAGACUUCAAACUUCCAGGGAUGGGACACUGCUCUGCCCUCAUCAAGAUGCUGCCCGGCUUUGAGAACCUCCUGUUUGCCCACUCCAGCUGGUACACAUACGCUGCCACAAUGCGUAUCUACAAACACUGGGACUUCCACAUCACUGACCCCAACACUGCCACUGGAAAACUGUCCUUCAGCAGCUACCCUGGUUUCCUGGUGUCUCUAGAUGAUUUCUACUUGUUGGGCAGCGGUCUGAUGAUGACUCAGACCACCAACAACGUCUUUAACUCCUCCCUUUUUGACACAAUCACCCCCAACAGCCUGCUGGCGUGGCAGAGGGUCAGGCUGGCUCACAGUUUGGCACACACAGGAGAAGAGUGGGCCAAAACCUUUGCAAUGCACAACUCUGGUACCUACAACAACCAGUACAUGGUGUUGGACCGGAGCAAAGUGAAGCUGGGCCAGAGUGUUGAUGAUGGUGCUUUGACUGUGGUGGAGCAGAUCCCAGGCCUGGUGGAAUACUCUGACCAGACACAGGCACUGCGUAGAGGUUACUGGCCUUCCUACAACAUUCCCUUCCACCAGAAGAUCUACAUGAUGAGCGGGUACGGUGAAAUGUGGAAGGAGUACGGAGAAGACUUCUCCUAUGAUCUUUGUCCCCGGGCCAAGAUCUUCCGUCGUGACCAGGCUGAUGUUAAGGACCUGAACUCUUUGAAGCACAUCAUGAGGUUCAACGACUACAAGAAGGAUCCGUACUCCAAGGGUGACCCCUGCAAGUCCAUCUGCUGCCGUAACGACCUGAGGGCAGAGAAGGCUUCACCAGGAGGUUGCUAUGACACUAAGGUAACAGAUUUCAACAUGGCUGGGGACUUCGGUGCGGAGGCGGUCAACGGGCCAACAACACAGGACGGUCUCCCGCCGUUUUAUUGGGAUAAAUUCAGCAGCAUCAGCCAUCAGGGCCUGCCACGAUACUACAACUUCACCUUUGUCAAAAUGCAGCCUGCUCUCUUUGAGCCAUGAGGAGCUUGUGUGUGUGUGUGUGUGUGUGUGUGUGUGUCUGUGUGUGUGUCUGUGUGUGUGUGUGUGUGUGUGUGUGUCUUUCAGAGCGAUGAAUGCCAAAAGUCAAAUGUACAAUCUGAUGUCUCUGUUGAGGUUUACGCAUAGUUUUUUACAAUGAUGAUUUUUAAACUAUUGCUGAAAAUGCAGAAUUGCGUCCCACCAAUACUUCAUACAAUAUAAAGCUUCCACCUUAUGAAAUGUAAAUGUUUUCAAACUGCCAAUCAUAUUUAAAAUCAGUAUUUUAUUACAAAUGUGUCUCAGGGUUAAAUUUUAUAUUAAUAAUUUUUUACCUGCAGUCAUUUGUGCCUUGAACAAUGAGAGUAACUACAUAAUUGUAUAAAAUGCAGAAUCAAUGCAGUAAAUCAGUUGUUAUUGCGUCCUUCCAGAUAGAUUUUCUGUCUCUUUUAUUUUGAUUUUCAUGCGUGCAAAUACUUUAGUUUUAAUGGUGAAUGAAACAAUCAGUGCAAUGUUAUACUCAGGGCUGUUGAUCCUCUCAAAUGAUUGAUAUGAUAGUGAUUUAUAUGCAUCUGUUUCUUGUGAAAGAGCAUCAGGUUUACAUUUUUGCAUAAGCCUGUAUUUCUUUGUGUGAUUUGUUUAUUAAAGUUUUA